Molecule: messenger RNA, 495 nt
Organism: Botrytis deweyae
Lineage: Eukaryota; Fungi; Ascomycota; Leotiomycetes; Helotiales; Sclerotiniaceae
Exons: 5
Coding region: 1-495 (164 amino acids)
Biological process (GO): iron ion transport; intracellular manganese ion homeostasis
Cellular component (GO): membrane
Molecular function (GO): cadmium ion transmembrane transporter activity; manganese ion transmembrane transporter activity
Source: RefSeq, a predicted model, not a curated record
AUGACUCUCAGGAUAUAUGGAAAAUCACUUCUCCUGAGAAGUCCUCAAAUGGUCAAAUAUAGAUCAACCUGGAACCCAUUUUUCUUUAGCCGAAACUACAAACAACAGUCUCGAGUCGAAGUAUUCGAAUCAGAUGAAUUCAUCUAUCUUGGUGCUACCAUCAGUGUAGCAUAUAUUAAUCCUAAUAACUACCAGUCAGAUUUAACAGCCAGAGCAUUAUUUGAGUAUAAAUCACUCUGUGCAGUGGUAUUUUCUAAUCCCGCAGCUGUAUUCUUACAGAUAUUUACUAACGCGAAAAGAAACUCUCGACAAAUUCGGGAUGUAACUGGUAUGGACUUAGCGCAGAUACAUAGAGCUCAUUUCUAUCUUUGGGUCAAUAUCGCAUUGUGGAUUCUUGUGGAGUGUAUAUCUGGGAUUGGUAUGGCUACUGUACUUAAUUUACUCAUCUCUGAGAUUACUCUGAUAGAUAGCUGGAUGUGUGAUAUCUGUCUUUGA